This is a messenger RNA of Penicillium argentinense, 1647 nucleotides long. RefSeq lists its product as uncharacterized. The coding region runs from base 1 to 1647 and encodes 548 amino acids. Gene Ontology annotation, cellular component: membrane. Lineage: Eukaryota; Fungi; Ascomycota; Eurotiomycetes; Eurotiales; Aspergillaceae. The transcript has 11 exons. The record is from RefSeq and is a predicted model, not a curated record. Gene Ontology annotation, biological process: transmembrane transport. Gene Ontology annotation, molecular function: transmembrane transporter activity.
AUGGGCGUUCCUGAGAUUAGUUCGACUGUGCCGGAGGCCAAGGAUGGUCGCGCAGCUGUGAUUAAGGUGCAGAAUGCGGAUGAGCUGCGUUUGGCUCAGAUGGGACACAAGCAGGAGCUUAAGCGGCAUUUCUCUGUUUGGAGCUUGAUUGGCCUUGCUGCGAACUGCACCAUCUCCUGGACAGGUCUGGGGUUGGGGUUGAUUACCGCCAUCAAUGCGGGCGGUCCGGGGGCACUUAUCUACGGAUUCAUCCUCGUCUUCAUCCUCCAGUCCUUCGUCGGGACCUCGCUCGCUGAAUUCGUCUCCGCAUACCCGACCGAGGGAGGAAUGUACCACUGGAUAGCGGCGAUCGCCCCCAAGCGAUAUAACAGUUUGUUGAGUUUUGCGACGGGGUGGUGUACAGUCUUUGGCUGGAUCUUCACGACUGCCUCUACGAAUCUGAUUUACGCUACGACCGUUAUGGCGUUGAUUGCGCUUUACCAUGAAGACCUUGUUAUUGAGCCCUGGAUGACCUUCGUUGCUUAUCAGAUUCUAAACAUUUUCACAUCUGGCAUUGUCAUGUUUGGAAAUCGGUUUAUUCCUUUGAUUAACAAAUUCUCUCUGGUUUACCUGCAACUAGCCUGGUUCGUGACGAUGGUCACGGUAGCUGCCUCGGCUCCGAAGCACAAUGAUAGCAAGUUCGUGUUUAGGACUUGGAUUAAUAACACCGGUUGGGAGAAUAACGUGAUGUGUUUCAUUACUGGAUUGGUGAAUCCCUUGUACUCCCUGGGAGGAUUGGACGGGAUUUCGCACAUUACCGAGGAAAUGCCCAACCCCGGAAGAAAUGCGCCUCUAGGUCUCGCAAUUACCCUCUCAAUCGCAUUCGUCACCGGAAUCACCUAUCUCCUCAGCCUAAUGUUCUCCGUCCAAAACUACAAUUCGCUCGCAGAUACGCAAACCGGCCUUCCCCUAGCCGAGAUCUUCUUCCAAGCAACAUCCACCAAAGGCGGUGCUUUUGGUCUUAUCUUCAUGGUCUGGAUUGCUCUUGGACCCUGCGUUAUUGGAUCGCAGCUGAGUGAGUCCAUCCUCAAAUAUGAUAUCGAGUCCACGCUGAGUUCUUUAGGUACCGGUCGCGUUUUCUGGGCCUUUGCUCGUGAUGAGGGUCUUCCAUUGUCGAAGAUCUGGGCACGCGUACACCCCAAACUGGGCUCCCCACUGAACGCCCAGCUCUGCGUCGGAGUAAUCAUCGCGCUGCUCGGCUGUAUCUACCUCGGCUCGACGACUGCCUUUAAUUCCAUGAUGGGUUCAGCAGUAACGGUAAACAACCUCGCCUACCUAGUCCCAAUCCUAACAAACAUCCUCCUCCGCCGGCGCACAAUGCACCGCGGCCCCUUCCACCUACCCCACCUCGCCGGUAUGGUAGUAAACAUCAUCUCAGCGCUCUGGCUCAUCUUCGCUAUCGUCUUUUUCUCCUUUCCGUACGAGAUGCCCGUGACAGUGCCUAACAUGAACUACACCUGCGUCGUCGUCGGCGGUUUCAUUAUCAUCGAACUGCUUUGGUGGCUUGUUGCGGGUAAGAAGUACUCGCAGACGGUCCAGCGGGCGCGUGAGGAGGGGAGUAAUGCUGCUUUGAUUGUUGAGGCCGAAAGUACGGAUUCUCGGACUUGA